This is a messenger RNA of Gamsiella multidivaricata, 3773 nucleotides long. RefSeq names its product chitin synthase-domain-containing protein. The transcript is spliced from 2 exons. Gene Ontology annotation, cellular component: cell periphery; cell septum. NCBI's taxonomy places the organism in Eukaryota, Fungi, Mortierellomycota, Mortierellomycetes, Mortierellales, Mortierellaceae. Gene Ontology annotation, molecular function: chitin synthase activity. The coding region runs from base 496 to 3636 and encodes 1046 amino acids. The record is from RefSeq and is a predicted model, not a curated record.
AUCAUCAUCAUCUGUCCUCCCCUUUCCUUUCUCUCCCCUUCUCUUCAUCAUCCUCAUCCCCCGUCCCUCCUCAUUCUCAUUCUCAUCCCAUCUUCAUCUUCAUCAUCCCCAUCUCCUCCUCCAGCGCUCCUCCCAUAAGCGUUUUUUUUAUUUCAUCUUUGUAUUUCACGUAGACUACGCUCCAUCACAUAUAUCCGUUUCCUUGUACCUCUUCCUCGUCGUCCCCCACUCCCUCUUCUUCUCUUCGGCAUCUGUUGGCACCCCACUUCUCUUUCCUGCUGCCCUCCAGUCUUUAAUUCUUCAGAGAGACCAUUCACAAGAUACCCUUCUCUCACUCCCUCACGUAAUCUCACACUCAAUCUCGCGCCUGCCCCUUUUGUCUGUGCCUGAAAUAUAUUAAUCGAAUUUGAAUUUGAAACAGCCUAAUCAACCACAACAGGCACUCAACGCCCGCUCUUUCAGCAGCAACAACACAACGGCAACAGCAGUAGCAACAUGUCUGGCAGACCGAGCGGUGUAGGGAUGCGGCCCGGCGAUGUCCGUCGCGGAGCCACCCUGAGUCGCGGCAAGACCCUCUCACGCCCCGAGCGAUUCCAAACGCCCGAAACCAUGUUCAAGAAGCGCAAGGACGACGAACCUGCCUCGUUCUGGGUUAUCUUCUCACGUCUCACAACCUGCUGGGCACUUCCGCCCUUCCUGAACAUGUGCGGCGUCCAUGGCAAGGCUGUGCAGCAGGCCUGGCGAGAGAAGGUGGCGCUGUGCGUCAUUAUCAUGUUCAUCGGAGGCAUGGUUGCCUUCUUGACCAUCGGCUUUACAUUCCUGCUGUGCCCAACCUCACAGAGACAAAAUGCCCAGACCUUUGCCAGAUACGGCGAUGCUCAAUUUAACGGUCUCUACGGUAUCGAAGGCAUGAUUUACAGUCUCCAGGGUAAUGCCCAAUGGCCAGCGGGAUUCAACACCACUGCCUUCAAGCCAGCGGGCGAUAUCAGCAACCUCUGGAUUCGCGGCAAGGAUUCAGUUAACUGCGUCGGUCUCAAUAGUGCCGCGGCUCGGUUCGACAACUGCAACCCCCAUGCCGGCGGUUGCGUCAAUAACGUUACUGCUUCGAAAGCCUGGCUCGACGCCAGAAGAAUCUUCCCAAAGGACAACCUGAGAGUAGGAUACGACUGGAAUCAGAUGGCUCAGGAUGAGCUGAGCAACUUCAUAGUCAUCGACGGCAAUGUACUGAACCUGGACGCAUAUUACAGGACCUACAAGAACCCGAUCCCCGGAGACGAGAUCGACGCUAUCUUCCGCACUGUGAGGUUCUUGCCCAUGCCCGAGGGAGGCCGUGAUGUCACCAAACUCUUCUUCAGGCGUGACUCGCUCAAGAAUACCGUGAACUGUCUCGUUGACAAGUUUCGCGCUGGGUUCAUCGAUAAGGCCACACCUGGAUGCUUUGCCGCAGAUCUGUUUAUGUAUGUAUCCCUGACCGUUGUCCUCGGCAUUGUGGUGAGUCGAUUCGCCAUGGCCGUCAUUUUCGAUUGGUUCCUCUCUGCCAAGCUUGCCAAACCUCCAGUCAAGCCCAAGGUCCACACCAUGGCCUCGGCUGCGUCCUCAGGUUCAAGUCUUUCCGGCACAACCAUUGCUGCUUCGCCUAUUCCAGGAAAGGCACUCUCCCGUACCCCCACCACUGCCAGUAUUGCCGGUGGCAAUGUCUUGGAGCUUCACACUAUCUUGCUGGUGACCUGCUAUUCCGAGGGAGAAUCCUCGCUCCGUACUACGAUCGAAUCCUUGGCUGCAACAGAAUACCCCGACAAUAAGAAGCUGCUCUUUAUUAUCUGCGACGGUAUCAUUACAGGAUCCGGCAACGACCGCUCGACCCCUGACAUUUGCUCCAGUCUUAUUGAGCUUGACCCCGCCUUUGAUUCGGAUCCAACACCCCAGUCGUACAUUGCCGUCGCCGCUGGAUCAAAACAGCACAACCGCGCCAAGGUCUAUGCAGGAUAUUUCCGAUGGAAGAACAGGCGUGUGCCGACAGCGCUGAUCGUCAAAUGCGGAAACGAGGAGGAGAUGGACAAGCCCAAGGCCGGAAACCGUGGCAAGCGCGACUCGCAGCUGAUUCUGAUGAACUUUUUCUCGCGCGUGACAUACAACGAUCGCAUGACGCCCCUGGACUAUGAACUCUUCCGAAAGAUCCAGCAUUUGAUGCAGGUUACCCCGGACAAGUUUGAGAUUGUGUUGAUGGUGGAUGCGGAUACGAAGGUCUACCCAAGCUCACUGCGUCUGCUGAUGAACUGCAUGAAUAACGACCCUCUGAUUAUGGGACUUUGCGGCGAGACCAAGAUCGCCAACAAGCGUCAGUCAUGGGUUACUGCGAUUCAGGUCUUUGAGUACUACAUCUCUCACCAUCUCGGAAAGGGGUUCGAGUCCGUCUUUGGAGGUGUGACCUGUCUGCCUGGAUGUUUCUGCAUGUACCGACUUAAGGCCCGCAAGGGAGACGACUGGGUCCCGAUUAUCACCAAACCCGAAAUCGUUCAAGAAUACUCGCAAAACAUUGUUGAGACCCUUCACCAAAAGAAUCUGCUACUCCUGGGAGAGGAUCGUUUCUUGACGACGCUCAUGCUCCGUAAUUUCCCCAACCGCAAGAUGAUGUUCAUGCCCCAGGCUAUCUGUAAGACUGUGGUCCCUGAUGAAUUCAAUGUGUUGCUCUCUCAAAGACGUCGCUGGAUCAACUCGACAGUUCACAACCUCCUAGAACUAGUCCUCGUCCGAAACCUGUGCGGAACUUUCUGCUUCUCGAUGCAGUUUGUCAUUUUUAUGGAGUUGAUUGGAACGGUCGUCCUGCCCGUGGCCAUGAUCCUGAUGAUUGUCCUGUGCGUCAGUCUUGCAAACAUGCAGAUCGAGACAGUAUCCCAGGCCAUGCCUCUGGUUCUCCUUAUCUUUGUCCUGGUCCUGCCCGCGAUCCUGAUUCUGCUCACGACCCGCAAGCUGAUCUAUAUUGCCUGGAUGUUUGUUUACCUGAUGGCUCUCCCAGUCUGGAACUUUAUCCUUCCUCUGUACGCAUACUGGCACUUUGACGACUUCUCCUGGGGAGAGACCCGUAAGGUCGAAGGCGAGGCCAAGGGUGAGGCCCACGGAAACGCCGACGGCAUCUUUGAUGCCUCUAGCGUACCGCUCAAGCGCUGGGACGAUUACGAAAAAGCGCGUGUCCGUCAGGUCAAACGUAUCGAACGUGCAGAGCGUCAGCGCGGUCAAGGAUCCCCUUAUGCACGCAGCACUGGUGCUCCAAGUGUUUACACGGACGAUAACGAGUCGGACAUGCUGAGCGAUUUGGGUCCACAGCAAUUCCAUCAUGAUUACAAUGGUCGCCAAGUCAUGAGUACUCCGCUGGCCGGGAACCAGGCUCGACCGCUGAUGGGUAUGGGUGGACCCUCACCACGGUUCGCACCAACUUCGCUCGGUAGUCCUGGAAGUCCAGGGGCAUGGCAACAGCCCGGCCCUGGAGGCCCACUCUCGCCAGGUGGACAGCCCUUCCCCGGUGGACCUCCCUCGCCUGGCGGAGGACCAAUGAUGCCCCCUCCUGUUAGCCCUGGCGGCAUGCGGAGGAAUCGCAGCGAUGGGCCAGGAUCACCCACUUCACCUCGACAGAUGUAGAUAGCCCUUCACUCUUCUUUCCUCAUUCCCUUCCCGCAAGCGAUAGGAUAUAUAUUGUCUUUACGUCCAAAAAACAACAUUAUCAUUUUGCACGAUUCCAACAGUAGAAAAAUAUACAAAUGCAGGCAUACUACUUC